CCAAUUUCAACCCUUCCUCUUUCUCUCUCUCUCUCUCUCUAACAUAAAUUAAGCAUUCAAUUUGAAGCCUCUGUUCUCUUCAUCUUCCUCGCCAUUCUUUUCUAAAGAUUUUGUGAAUAUUAUUUAUACAGAACCAGAGGCGAAUCCUAGAGAGAGAAAGAGAGGAAGACGAAGAGAGAGAGAGAGAGGGAGAGAGAGAAUUAUGGAUGUUGUUUGGUUACGUAGUUAUGGAGGAUUGAUAUUGAUCUUCUGCUUGUUCUGUAAUUCCGUUGCAAAUGCUUCUUUGAAUGUCACCUCAAUCCGUUUCAAUGAAGGCUAUUCGCCUCUCUUCGGCGACGGAAACCUCGUCCGCUCCCCUGACGGCAAAUCCGUCCGCCUCCUCCUCGACCGCUUCACCGGCUCCGGAUUCAUCUCGUCGAAGAUGUAUAAUCAUGGAUUUUUCAGCGCCAGAAUCAAAUUGCCGUCGGAUUACACAGCCGGCAUCGUUGUAGCCUUCUAUACCUCAAACGCUGACGUAUUCGAGAAGAAUCACGACGAGUUAGACUUCGAGUUCUUGGGGAACAUUGAGGGAAAGCCAUGGAGGUUUCAGACGAAUCUGUACGGAAACGGAAGCACGAACCGCGGCCGGGAGGAGCGGUACCGCCUCUGGUUCGACCCGACCAAGGAGUUCCACAGAUACAGCAUUCUUUGGACCGCUCACAAUAUUAUAUUUUACAUUGAUGAAGUUCCCAUUAGAGAAGUGGUGAGAAAUGAAGCAAUGGGAGGAGAUUACCCUUCAAAGCCAAUGUCUUUGUACGCCACAAUUUGGGAUGCCAGCAGUUGGGCAACCUCAGGUGGCAAAUACAAAGUCAACUAUAAAUAUGCACCCUUUGUUUCUGAAUUCAAGGACCUUGUUUUGGAGGGCUGCGCCGCCGAUCCCAUCCAGGAGGUUCUAGAAGCUGUCGACUGCUCCGAGCACAACGCCCGCCUCGACGCCAAAGACUUCGCCACCGUAACACCUGCGCGCCGUGCUGCAAUGCGCAACUUCCGCCAGCAUUUUAUGUACUAUUCAUACUGUUACGAUACGUUGCGGUAUCCAGUCCCGCCACCGGAAUGUGUCAUUAGUCCGACCGAGCAGCGGCGUUUCAAGGACACCGGAAGGCUGAAGUUCGGUGGUAGCCAUCGCCGCCGCUCGAGGCGGCGUGGCAGGAACAACCCAAGUGUUUCCUUGUCUGACCAGUCUAGUAUGUAAUGUGUUUCCACACAUAUUUCUAUAGAUGAAAAUAUAUAUUCUUUUACUUUGUUUCUGAACUUUGUGUAUGUUAUGUAUGUCCAGUAAUGCAAUAAAUAUGAUCUAUUGGUUUAAUUUUUAA
Molecule: messenger RNA, 1352 nt
Organism: Momordica charantia (bitter melon)
Lineage: Eukaryota; Viridiplantae; Streptophyta; Magnoliopsida; Cucurbitales; Cucurbitaceae
Gene: XTH30
Product: xyloglucan endotransglucosylase/hydrolase 30
Biological process (GO): cell wall biogenesis; xyloglucan metabolic process
Cellular component (GO): cell wall; apoplast
Molecular function (GO): xyloglucan:xyloglucosyl transferase activity; hydrolase activity, hydrolyzing O-glycosyl compounds
Source: RefSeq, a predicted model, not a curated record